Messenger RNA from Tribolium castaneum (red flour beetle), 1116 nucleotides. RefSeq lists its product as uncharacterized. The record is from RefSeq and is a predicted model, not a curated record. The transcript has 8 exons. Gene Ontology annotation, molecular function: protein binding. Lineage: Eukaryota; Metazoa; Arthropoda; Insecta; Coleoptera; Tenebrionidae. Bases 194 to 1105 code for a protein of 303 amino acids.
UUUCCUGGUUCAAGUAAUUCACGUCGCGUCAACGUUUAACCAACAAUAUUUUCUUACCUGAACGAUUACGUAACCGUAACACGAGGAUAUAACACACUUAUAUGAAUUCCGACGCAGUCUGACUUGGAAAGUUGAACUGGUUGGCUCGUACGAGAGCAAAUACGGUGAUUUUUAGACACGAUUUUGGGUCAGCAUGUCGUUGAAGAAGGAAUCGUUGUCAGAUGUUCAACUACAUCUAGCGGCUCUAAAUGGAGAUUUGCCUUUACUCAAAAAAAUUCUGGAUAGCGGCAAAGUUCAUGUGGAUUCCCGAGACAAGGAAGGGACAACUCCUCUCAUUUUAGCCUCAGCCAAUGGUCAUUUGGACUGUGUCCAUGAACUGUUAGAGCAAGGUGCCGAUCCUCGAGCCAAACGAAUUACAGGAACAACUCCGCUGUUUUUUGCUGCUCAAGGAGGUCAUCUGCAUGUUGUUAACAUUCUAGUGGACAGAGGAGCACCUUUAGAUUCAACCAGUGUUGAUGGAGGAAGUGCGUUAUUUGUGGCAUGCCAAUGUGGACAUAUGGAUGUGGUUAAAGAACUGGUUAAGAGAGGUGCCAAAAUUAAUACACAUAUGAAGGAUAAAGCCACGCCACUUUUUAUUGCGGCUCAAAAUGGACACUACAAAGUAUUGGUAUUUUUAUUGGCACAAGGAGCAAACGUGGAUGCAAGUAGAACAGACGGAGCUACGCCUUUGUGGAUUGCGGCACAAAUGGGUCAUGAUCACAUUGUAGCACAGUUAUUGAAAGCUGGAGCUAGAGUUGAUGCGGCUCGAUAUGAUGGAGCUACAGCAAUUUUCAAAGCUUCUCACAAAGGUCAUUCUGCCGUUAUUGGGGAAUUACUGAAAUAUAAACCCUCACUGGGUCUUUUAUCGAAUGGUGAAAGCGCAUUACAUGCUGCUGCUUUAUCCGGAAGCCUUCCAGUUUGUAAACAACUCAUCGCUGCAGGAGCAGAUCCUUCUCUAAAGAAUCAAGAAGGUUUUACCCCUAUUGAGGUGGCCCAAAAACAUAAACAUAAUAUCGUCAGUGAUUACUUAAGAAAUUGUGCAAAUCGACAGUUUUCAAAUAAAUGAUAUAAAGUCAA